Messenger RNA from Orycteropus afer afer, 531 nucleotides. RefSeq names its product olfactory receptor 13D1-like. The transcript has 2 exons. Lineage: Eukaryota; Metazoa; Chordata; Mammalia; Tubulidentata; Orycteropodidae. The record is from RefSeq and is a predicted model, not a curated record. Gene Ontology annotation, cellular component: membrane. Gene Ontology annotation, biological process: G protein-coupled receptor signaling pathway. Bases 1 to 531 code for a protein of 176 amino acids. Gene Ontology annotation, molecular function: G protein-coupled receptor activity.
AUGGCCACGGGGAAUCACUCUGCUGUGACCGAAUUCCUUCUGGUGGGGCUCUCCCAAUACCCGGAGCUCCAGCUCUCUCUGUUCGCGCUCUGCCUCAUCAUGUACCUGAUCAUCCUCCUGGGAAACAGCCUCCUCAUUCUCAUCAGCAUCCUGGAUUCCCGCCUCCACACCCCCAUGUACUUCUUCCUUGGGAACCUCUCAUUCUUGGACAUCUGUUACACAUCAUCAACCAUUCCUCCAAUGCUUGUCAUAUUUUUGUCUGAGAGAAAAUCCAUAUCUUUCAUAGGCUGUGCUCUUCAGAUGGUCAUCUCCCUUGGCUUGGGCUCCACUGAAUGUAUUCUCCUGGCAGUGAUGGCCUAUGACAGGUAUGUGGCCAUCUGCAACCCACUGAGGUACCUCAUCAUCAUGAAUAGGGUACUCUGUGUGCACAUGGCUGCGUGGUCCUGGAUCACAGGCUAUCUGAUCGCCCUAUUACAAACAGUCCUAACAAUGGUGUUGCCUUUCUUUUGUAGCCUAGCCAUCAUAUGGUGA